AUGCAAAUUUUCGUGAAGACACUUACGGGCAAGACCAUCACCCUGGACGUGGAGCCGUCGGACACGAUCGACGGCGUGAAGCAGAAGAUCCAGGACAAAGAGGGCAUCCCCCCGGACCAGCAGCGAUUGAUCUUCGCCGGCAAGCAGCUGGAGGACGGCCGCACCCUGUCGGACUACAACAUCCAGAAGAUCUUCGUCAAGACCCUCACGGGCAAGACCAUCACCCUGGACGUGGAGCCUUCGGACACGAUCGACGGCGUGAAGCAGAAGAUCCAGGACAAGGAGGGUAUCCCCCCGGACCAGCAGCGUUUGAUCUUCGCCGGCAAGCAGCUGGAGGACGGCCGCACCCUGUCGGACUACAACAUCCAGAAGCUGGAGGACGGCCGCACCCUGUCGGACUACAACAUCCAGAAGGAGUCUACGCUGCACCUGGUGCUCCGCCUCCGUGGCGGCAUGCAGAUCUUCGUCAAGACCCUCACGGGUAAGACCAUCACCCUGGACGUGGAGCCGUCGGACACGAUCGACGGCGUGAAGCAGAAGAUCCAGGACAAGGAGGGUAUCCCCCCGGACCAGCAGCGCCUGAUCUUCGCCGGCAAGCAGCUGGAGGACGGCCGCACCCUGUCGGACUACAACAUCCAGAAGGAGUCUACCCUGCACCUGGUGCUUCGUCUUCGUGGCGGCAUGCAGAUCUUCGUCAAGACCCUCACGGGUAAGACCAUCACCCUGGACGUGGAGCCGUCGGACACGAUCGACGGCGUGAAGCAGAAGAUCCAGGACAAGGAGGGUAUCCCCCCGGACCAGCAGCGCCUGAUCUUCGCCGGCAAGCAGCUGGAGGACGGCCGCACCCUGUCGGACUACAACAUCCAGAAGGAGUCUACCCUGCACCUGGUGCUUCGUCUUCGUGGCGGCAUGCAGAUCUUCGUCAAGACCCUCACGGGCAAGACCAUCACCCUGGACGUGGAGCCGUCGGACACGAUCGACGGCGUGAAGCAGAAGAUCCAGGACAAGGAGGGUAUCCCCCCGGACCAGCAGCGCCUGAUCUUUGCCGGCAAGCAGCUGGAGGACGGCCGCACCCUGUCGGACUACAACAUCCAGAAGGAGUCUACCCUGCACCUGGUGCUUCGCCUCCGUGGCGGGCAGUAGAACUUGCGCCAGUUCUCGUCUCCUAGAUUGUGUUGUCUCUAGUUCCCGUUGCGAUUUGGUAGCGGUCUGUUAAACAGUACUGUACAAGGGUCUGAGCGGAGCGGAUGAUGAUCGGCUGUGAGCUUGUCGCCAGAAUGAAACCGAGGUUCAUCGGAUGCGUGAGAAAUGAAGAGCAAGCGGAGCUUACGAUUCUUGGGAUAGUCUGCUUGCGGAUGGAAGAGUCGUGGAACUUUUGGCAACACGAUGAUGGGACGGGGAAAUGUUAAUAAUACGUUACAAAUGAUAGUUUUGUGAUUGAUUUCUUUGGUUUGCCGUCGCAUGGUCUGACCAACGGCUCUGCCGAAAAGGUGGCACGAUGUUGUCUGUCCAACCGCUUUCUGGCGAAAUGGGCACACCGGUGUAUUGCUUACCUUUUGUGCACCUGCUGUUGCCCCGUGUGCAACACCGUUUGCUUGUCGAAGAGUUGCAUUUUUCUGAUGCAACACGGUCGGCCUCAUAUACCACCGUAGCACUUCCAUGACGGCAUCCUGCCCCCUGCAACCCCUGUGCUGGGUAGGUCGCGUACUAGCUUGUACGGUCAGGUCUUUGCUCGUCUUAACGUCACAUUUUUUGCGCGCA
Messenger RNA from Ectocarpus siliculosus, 1761 nucleotides. The record is from the annotation of a GenBank genome assembly. Lineage: Eukaryota; Phaeophyceae; Ectocarpales; Ectocarpaceae.